This is a messenger RNA of Python bivittatus (Burmese python), 1863 nucleotides long. It is a transcript of the gene XRCC2, whose product is annotated as X-ray repair cross complementing 2. Lineage: Eukaryota; Metazoa; Chordata; Lepidosauria; Squamata; Pythonidae. Gene Ontology annotation, molecular function: ATP-dependent DNA damage sensor activity; ATP binding; four-way junction DNA binding. The record is from RefSeq and is a predicted model, not a curated record. Gene Ontology annotation, biological process: double-strand break repair via homologous recombination; DNA strand invasion. Gene Ontology annotation, cellular component: Rad51B-Rad51C-Rad51D-XRCC2 complex; replication fork; centrosome.
UACUAGGAUGACGCAUGCGCGCUGGAGGCGGCGGGCGCCUCUGGGCAGCGACCGCUUCGGCCAGGGCGCUUUGCGCGCUCCCGGCCUGAGCGAUGACCGACGGGCUGGCGAAGUCGGAGUCGGGUGCCCAGCUGAUUGCACGACUUGAAGGCCGAAGUUCUCUGAAAACUCUUGAACCUUGCCUGUUUGCUGAGGAAGGAUAUCCCAUUUACGGAGAUGUUGUUGAAUUUCAUGGUCCAGAAGGAACAGGAAAAACAGAAAUGCUCUAUCACCUGAUUGCUCGUUGCAUUCUUCCAAAAUCAGUUGGUGGUUUGGAAGUUGGCGUGCUUUUUAUUGAUACGGACUUCCAUUUUGACAUGCUGCGUUUAGUGACUAUCUUGGAAUACAGACUGUUGUCUCAAGGCACCGAAGCCACCAUUAAGCUGUAUUUGGAGAGGUUUUUUCUUAUUAACUGCCAUAGCAGCUCUCAGCUACUGCUUACCCUUUACUCUCUGGAAAACAUGUUUUACUCCCACCCUUCCCUUUCCCUCUUGAUUAUAGACAGUAUGUCGGCCUUUUAUUGGAUAGAUCGGGCCAGUGGAGGAGAAAGCCUGAGUCUGCAGGAAGCCAACCUAAAAAGAUGUGUGCAGUUUCUCAAAAAGCUUGUAAAGGAGCAUCGCUUAGUUUUGUUUGCCACAACACAGUCACUUAUGCAGAAAUCACUGAGCUUUGUGGAGAGCUCAGAAAAAUCUGACCGUGAUGCAGAUCCAGACUACCGCCCUUUUCUUUGUAAAUCAUGGCAACAGCUCAUCACCCACCGGAUCUUUUUCUCCAAGCAAUCCCAUCCAGAUGGCACCAAAGCGUUUUCAGUGACUGCUUGUCACAUUCAAAACAAUCACAUUGUAAAACGUCCAUUUAGCAUUACGGAACAUGGAAUCCAGUUUUAACAGCCAGCUUUUUUAAAAUAAAGAAAGAGAGACUGCCUAGACAGUACAGUCAGGUUAAUUCAAAAGACAUAUGCUAUUUUUUUAAAUCAAAUUUUUACAUCUUUGUACUAAUGUUAUCUAAAACUAAAUUUUAGAAAGCGCAUUAAUCAGGUUUGGGCUAAAAUUCAGAUGUAUACUUCCAAAUUGGUGAAGCUUACAGAAAAAAACCCAGUUAACUUUUGGAAUCUAAUAAAAAUGGUAAUUUCUUAUUCUCAAGAAAUGGAAACAGAAGCUUAAUCUGGGCUGAGCCCUGCAUGGUUGGGCUUGAUUUUCUCUCUUACAGAAGAUUAUGUUCGUUGACCCCAAUGUAGCAUGCAGCUGAAUUUAAUAGGAAGAAUAAGUACCAUGUUUUUUCCAACCCUCCAAAUAGCUUGCUUUUAUCUGUUUUUUCCCCUGAUUACCUGGAAAGUGUUCUCACUGAUCUCAAGGGUCUUCGUUCCAUCCAGGCCUGUGGACGGUUGGGGUCAACUGGGGAGACAGCUUUGGGUUAUUCUCAUCAGCCUUUCGUUCAAAUUGCCAUUUGAAAUAUUGAAAGCCACAGGAACAAUGACAGAACAAGCAAGUUCUUAGAAGGAGCUUGACUUAUCUGAAGCCCACAGAGAAUGUUUGUAUUCAGUGUGUCAUAUGUCAAAGUUUGAGAAAACAAGGUUUGCUGAAUAAAAAAUGCUCUACAGUUCAGAGCAGUAGCAAAACCAUAUUGCAUCUGUACAGUGAAUGUUAAUUUCAUUGGCCUUUGAAUGCUUCAGUACUUUGCAAAAUACAUUUUAUUAUUGACAAGUUCAAGCAAUACACAAGGCUAAAAAGAAAAUUCUCAGAUUAUAGGUGAAAUCCAUAUAUUUUCCCACCUUCCCUAAAUUUAUGAUUGUCAUACUUCUUGAAUAAAGUCCUUUGUAUAUGC